This is a messenger RNA of Neomonachus schauinslandi (Hawaiian monk seal), 1752 nucleotides long. It is a transcript of the gene MAPK11, whose product is annotated as mitogen-activated protein kinase 11. Gene Ontology annotation, molecular function: MAP kinase activity; ATP binding. The record is from RefSeq and is a predicted model, not a curated record. Bases 1 to 1095 code for a protein of 364 amino acids. The transcript has 12 exons. Gene Ontology annotation, biological process: intracellular signal transduction; protein phosphorylation. NCBI's taxonomy places the organism in Eukaryota, Metazoa, Chordata, Mammalia, Carnivora, Phocidae. Gene Ontology annotation, cellular component: cytoplasm; nucleus.
AUGUCGGGCCCGCGUGCAGGCUUCUACCGGCUGGAGCUCAACAAGACGGUGUGGGAGGUGCCGCAGCGGCUGCAGGGGCUGCGCCCGGUGGGCUCCGGCGCCUACGGCUCGGUCUGCUCAGCCUAUGACGCGCGGCUGCGCCAGAAGGUGGCGGUGAAGAAGCUGUCGCGACCCUUCCAGUCUCUGAUCCACGCGCGGAGAACUUACCGCGAGCUGCGGCUGCUCAAGCACCUGAAGCACGAGAACGUCAUCGGGCUGCUGGACGUGUUCACGCCGGCCACCUCCAUUGAGGACUUCAGCGAAGUGUACCUGGUGACCACCCUGAUGGGCGCGGACCUGAACAACAUCGUCAAGUGCCAGGCGCUGAGCGACGAGCACGUCCAGUUCCUGGUUUACCAGUUGCUGCGCGGGCUCAAGUACAUCCACUCUGCGGGGAUCAUCCACCGGGACCUGAAGCCCAGCAACGUGGCUGUGAACGAGGACUGCGAGCUUAGGAUCCUGGACUUCGGGCUAGCCCGCCAGGCUGAUGAGGAGAUGACUGGCUAUGUGGCCACUCGGUGGUACCGCGCACCUGAGAUCAUGCUCAACUGGAUGCACUACAACCAGACAGUGGACAUCUGGUCUGUGGGCUGCAUCAUGGCUGAGCUGCUCCAGGGAAAGGCCCUCUUUCCAGGAAAUGACUACAUCGACCAGCUGAAGCGAAUCAUGGAGGUGGUGGGCACACCCAGCCCUGAGGUUCUAGCAAAGAUAUCCUCAGAACACGCCCGGACAUACAUCCAGUCCCUGCCCCCCAUGCCCCAGAAGGACCUCAGGAGCAUCUUCCAUGGAGCCAACCCCCUGGCUGUGGACCUGCUGGGAAGGAUGCUGGUGCUCGACAGUGACCAGAGGGUCAGUGCGGCCGAGGCCCUGGCCCAUGCCUACUUCAGCCAGUACCAUGACCCGGACGAUGAGCCUGAGGCUGAGCCCUAUGAUGAGAGCGUUGAGGCCAAGGAACGCACAGUGGAGGAGUGGAAGGAGCUCACCUACCAGGAGGUCCUCAGCUUCAAGCCUGCAGAACCACCGCAGUCUCCCAGCAGCCUGCAGAUUGAGCAGUGAGGGGCAUGUGCCCGCCAGCCACAGGGACUGGCGGAUGGGCCCGAGCGUGCCAGCCCACUUCCUCAGCCUGCCGCAUUCCCACGAGGGGUGCCUCCCAACACCACUGUGGCCAGCGCCCUGACCCUAGCCUGGGGUCCCCCGCCUGCACGCGGCUCCUCGUGGGCAGUCUGUACGCAUGUGCAUGCACGAUGGUGUGCAUGUGUGCAAGCCGCGGGUGUGGGAGUCUAGACGGAGCAUCCCGGACUUCCUUGGUCCUCCUGCCUCCUUCCAACAAUCUAGGUCUCCCUUAGGACCUCCCCUGGAUGCCACAGGGGUUCCCCUGGGGAGUGUGUCUGUCUCCAGAUCUUCUCAGUCCCAGAGGGCUGUCUCUGGAGGGCGUGGUGCCCUGGGGCGGGGGUCUCUGGAGACUGAAGGGAGGGUCUUGCUUGUCAGAGCUUCUCAACCUGGGAGUGGGGGCUACCCUGGGAAAUGCCGAGACCCGAAGGUCUGAGAGCUGAGACUGCUGCCAGGAAUCACAGGAGCAGACCAUCCUGGGGCCACGUGUUCACCUGGGCUGUGGGGGGCUCACGUGUACUAACGUGCUCCCCUGGCACUGACGUGUCGAGGCACGUGUGACCCUGUGGGUGCCGUGACCAGCAAGAAGCCUGAAGCGAGAGG